UGGUGCUUUCUGCAUCGCCAUUCGAUUUGCUUCUUCCUAUCCACCAGAGGAGACCAGAAGAGGCGUCGUCGCCGUCGCCGUCGCCGGCCGAUCAACCGCGCGCCCGCACACCAACGAGAGCCAGCAAACAAAGAAUCUCAGUAAAGAAUCGGCAUGAGCUCCCUCUGCCCGUUCGCGAAGGCCACCACCGGCGGCGUGUGCCCCAUGAAGUCCGACAAGAAGCCCGACAAGAACGGCGGCGGCGCGUGCCCGGUGACCGGCAAGAGCCACGACAAGGAAAGCGGCGCCGAAGACCCUCGGCUGGUGCCCGCCAAGUGCCCCUUCGGCUACGACUCCAACACCUUCAAGCUCGGGCCGCUCAGCUGCAUGGUCUGCCAGGCGCUGCUCCACGACGCCAGCAAGUGCAAGCCGUGCCUGCACAAGUUCUGCAAGGCGUGCAUAUCGCGCUUCAAGGACUGCCCAUUGUGUGGUGCCGACGUAGAGGGGAUCGAGCCCGACACCGAGCUCCAGGUCCUUGUCGACCGCUUCAUCGACGGCCAUGCCCGGAUCAAGAGGUCCCUUGCUGGAGGGGACGGGGAGGCAGCGGGGGGCAAGGGCAAGGUGAUAUAUGAGGAUGUCUCCAUGGAGAGGGGUGCCUUUCUGGUGCAGCAGGCUAUGAGGGCUUUUCGCGCACAGAACAUUGAGAGUGCAAAGUCAAGGCUCAGCAUGUGUGCAGAAGACAUCAGGGAGGAGUUGAAAUCUUCACAAGACAACCUAGACCUAUGUUCUCAGCUUGGGGCGGUAUUGGGAAUGCUUGGGGAUUGCUGUCGAACCUUGGGAGAUGCUCCUUCAGCGAUCACUUACUAUGAAGAAAGUGCCGAGUUUCUCUCGAAAUUGCCCACAAAGGAUCUUGAGUUGGUCCAUACGCUCUCGGUUUCACUUAAUAAAGUUGGAGACCUUCGCUACUAUGACGGGGACCUUCAAUCUGCAAGAAGUUAUUAUGCUCGUUCAUUAGAAGUUCGCAGAAAUUCAGUAAAGGAACACUCAGCUGUGGCCUCCCAGGUCAUCGAUGUAGCAACUUCUCUAGCCAAAGUUGCGGAUGUUGACAGAAAUCUCGGCAACGAAGAAGCGGCUGUCGAGGGUUUCGAGGAAGCAAUUAAGUGCCUUGAGAAGUUGAAGCUGGAUUCUGAGCAGGCUAGUCUGGAACAACGGCGCCGCUCGGUUCUUGACUUCCUGCAGAAACAGUUGGGUGGCAAGUAAGAUAUUCCCACGCGACGGGGUUCAACUGCAGCGUUGUUGUGAUGCAUAUAGAAAUGGUGCCCCGUGUGUAUACUCGUGCACUGUAAAUGUAAUCUUGUGACACAGGACCCGGGCAGAGAUGGCAACGACCCAGUGUUCAGGUUUUCUGGUGUAUAUGAUUGAGUGGUCAUGUUCUCAGAAUCUCAGAUACGGCAGCUACGCGUACCUGAACGGGCCAGGCCAAACUAAGCAGCGUUGUACUUGUAAUAGUAGUUUUCUUCCGACUGUUUCUUAUUGUUCAACAUAAGAAAAAAGUUGAUCCAUAAUGGAUUCUCGAGAAAUGAUUCUUGGAUAUUUCAGAACUUCGGAAUUAUUUUGGCAGUGAUGUAGGUUAAACUUAUUUUUUUGUGCUUAAACAACUUUAAUUGAUGAGUACACGUUCAUGGGUAAGUAUUAUUUUGUUCAA
This is a messenger RNA of Lolium rigidum, 1684 nucleotides long. RefSeq names its product protein NCA1-like. The record is from RefSeq and is a predicted model, not a curated record. The coding region runs from base 154 to 1239 and encodes 361 amino acids. NCBI's taxonomy places the organism in Eukaryota, Viridiplantae, Streptophyta, Magnoliopsida, Poales, Poaceae. Gene Ontology annotation, biological process: protein ubiquitination. The transcript is spliced from 8 exons. Gene Ontology annotation, molecular function: ubiquitin protein ligase activity; protein binding.